Messenger RNA from Scaptodrosophila lebanonensis, 1543 nucleotides. It is a transcript of the gene T3dh, whose product is annotated as probable hydroxyacid-oxoacid transhydrogenase, mitochondrial. NCBI's taxonomy places the organism in Eukaryota, Metazoa, Arthropoda, Insecta, Diptera, Drosophilidae. The record is from RefSeq and is a predicted model, not a curated record. Gene Ontology annotation, molecular function: metal ion binding; alcohol dehydrogenase (NAD+) activity. The transcript has 5 exons. Gene Ontology annotation, cellular component: mitochondrion. Bases 81 to 1472 code for a protein of 463 amino acids.
GGCGUCUUCCUCUCAUUGGUGUCUUAUCAGUUGCUUCAGUUUCUAAACACACAUCAGAGUUGGAGCAUACGCUUGUAGAGAUGUCGCGCAAAAAUGUCUUAAGUUUGAUUAAUACGGUCGUUUCCAAUUCCUGCAAAUGCCCGGCACACUCACAUAACUAUGGGUCCGUCGCAGCUGCCACACAAACGGGUAAAAUGGAAUACGCAUUUGAGAUGUCAGCAUCAACAGUGCGCUUUGGACCUGGCGUGAGCGUCGAACUUGGAGCUGAUCUACGCAAUUGGGGAGCGAAGAACGUUUGCCUCGUUACGGAUAAGAACGUAAUAAAGCUUCCUUCCGUGCGCGUGGCGCUCGACUCCUUGGCACGCAAUGGCAUCGCCUACGAAGUCUACGACGAGACGCGUGUGGAGCCGACUGACGCCAGCAUGUGGCAUGCCGCCACGUUCGCUCGCAGCAAACAGUUCGAUGCAUUUGUGGCCAUCGGCGGAGGUUCCACCAUUGACACUGCCAAGGCGGCCAAUCUCUUUUGCAGCGAUCGCGAAGCACAGUUCCUUGACUAUGUGAACCGUCCUGUUGGAAAUGGCAAAGAGAUCAAUGUCAAAUUGAAACCACUCAUAGCCCUGCCCACAACAUCAGGUACUGGGUCUGAGACCACCGGUGUCGCCAUUUUCGACUAUAAGAAACUGCAUGUAAAGACGGGCAUUUCCAGCAAGUACCUUAAACCGACUCUCGCUAUAAUCGAUCCCCUGCACACCCUAACCCAGCCCGAACGGGUAACCGCCUUCGCUGGAUUCGAUGUGUUUUGCCAUGCGCUAGAGAGCUUCACGGCCAUCGACUAUCGUGAGCGAGGUCCAGCGCCAGCAGAUCCUAGUCUGCGUCCUCCCUACCAGGGGAGGAACCCCGUUUCAGAUGUGUGGGCUCGUUUUGCUCUGGACAUCAUACGAGACAACUUCAUAGACGCCAUUUACCAACCGGAUAACUUGGAGGCCCGUUCUCGCAUGCAUCUCGCCUCAACCAUGGCUGGCGUUGGCUUUGGCAAUGCGGGAGUACACCUUUGCCAUGGGUUGUCUUAUCCCAUUUCGGGCAAUGUUCGCAACUACGUGCCAAAAGAUUAUUCGGCGGACCAUGCCCUCAUACCCCACGGCCUCUCUGUUGUGAUCAGCGCCCCUGCUGUGUUUGAGUUUACUGCUCCCGCCUGUCCCGAUCGCCACCUGGAAGCGGCGAAAUUCCUAGGGGCCGAUGUAUCCGGUGUGAAGGCUGCAGAUGCCGGGCGGGCUCUGGCAGACUCUGUGCGCGGUUUCAUGCAACGUGCAGGCAUUGAAAAUGGCCUUAACGAACUGGGCUUCAAUAAAAGUGAUGUUCCGGCCUUAGUCGAAGGUGUGCUGCCCCAGGAACGCAUCACCAAGAUGGCACCUCGAACACAAACUCGUGACGAUUUGGCUGGGCUCUUUGAGAACUCAAUGCAGGUCUAUUAAGUUAUCUUUUUACACGCCACUGUUUAAACUUUUCGCAAAAUAAAAAUAUAUGUCCAUAUAACAAAAUGUAA